This is a messenger RNA of Prunus armeniaca (apricot), 309 nucleotides long. The record is from the annotation of a GenBank genome assembly. NCBI's taxonomy places the organism in Eukaryota, Viridiplantae, Streptophyta, Magnoliopsida, Rosales, Rosaceae.
AUGAGCUCGACUUAUCCGCAUUCUUACCAAAAUGCGAAGAAGUCCGAGUUCCUGUAUCUGAAGCAAGGAUCAAUGUCAAUGUUAGAGUAUGAGCACAAAUUCAAUGAAUUAUCCAGAUUUGCACCUGAGCUGGUAACUACUAAGGAAGACAAGUGUAAACGCUUUGAAGAGGGUCUAUGGUUGGAUAUUCAGGCGGUGGUCACUGCCACCACAUAUCCUACUAUGAGGGCUUUGGCCCAAGCAGCUGAUAGAGUGGCCAAGAAGUACAGUAUAUGUGCAGGUAUUGGUAGGCAUUGCAGGGACGCAUAA